AUGAAGGCAACCUUUGCAGCCGUUUGCUUCCUAGCUACAGUGGUGUGCACUAUUGCGGUGCUGCCUGAGAAUAUCUGCAGAGCACCACAUGCUGAGCCAUCCUGCGCCCCUGGUGAACCGAUUAAAUUGAUAUUCUACUUUAACCACCGCACCGACCAAUGCGAGAAAUACACUGGAUGUGGAGCGGGUCGCAAUGACUUUGGGUCCAGACGUUCCUGCAUGGAGGCCUGUCCUUACGGUAAACACAAGCCAAACUCCCCCAAGCCCUGAAAGUCUACUCGCCAAUGAUUCGGGAAUCCGAAACUGCGCCAUCGCUGACUCAGGAGAACAUCUUUGAUAUAGCGGCUGGAACACC
Messenger RNA from Ixodes scapularis (black-legged tick), 355 nucleotides. Its product is annotated as tissue factor pathway inhibitor 2-like. The transcript is spliced from 4 exons. NCBI's taxonomy places the organism in Eukaryota, Metazoa, Arthropoda, Arachnida, Ixodida, Ixodidae. The record is from RefSeq and is a predicted model, not a curated record. Bases 1 to 270 code for a protein of 89 amino acids. Gene Ontology annotation, molecular function: serine-type endopeptidase inhibitor activity.